This is a messenger RNA of Lagenorhynchus albirostris (white-beaked dolphin), 2944 nucleotides long. It is a transcript of the gene SOX6, whose product is annotated as SRY-box transcription factor 6. Gene Ontology annotation, cellular component: nucleus. The transcript is spliced from 18 exons. Gene Ontology annotation, molecular function: RNA polymerase II cis-regulatory region sequence-specific DNA binding; DNA-binding transcription factor activity, RNA polymerase II-specific. The record is from RefSeq and is a predicted model, not a curated record. Gene Ontology annotation, biological process: central nervous system development; positive regulation of chondrocyte differentiation; cell fate commitment. The coding region runs from base 258 to 2744 and encodes 828 amino acids. NCBI's taxonomy places the organism in Eukaryota, Metazoa, Chordata, Mammalia, Artiodactyla, Delphinidae.
CUGGCACUCCCACUCCUCCCUUCUGCUCUCACUGCAGCCCUGGGUAACUCGCAGGCUAACACAAACAGCUUUUCUCCCGCAGCCUGCCCUCUGUCACUGUCACUUUCAUGAAUUCAAAGGCAAUUUACCAGUGAUUUCUGGGUGCUGGAGCUGAUUUUUUUGUGCGUAUUUACAUUCUAUAUCUUCUGAUGAGGAAAGAAAAAUGCUUCAAGAAGGACUUUGUGACCCCUCAUCACUUUGUAUAAGAGCCCAGAAGAAUGUCUUCCAAGCAAGCCACCUCUCCAUUUGCCAGUGCAGCUGAUGGAGAGGAAGCAAUGACCCAAGAUUUGACCUCAAGGGAAAAGGAAGAGGGCAGUGAUCAACAUGUGGCCUCCCAUCUGCCUCUGCACCCCAUAAUGCACAACAAACCUCACUCUGAGGAGCUACCAACACUUGUCAAUACCAUUCAACAGGAUGCUGACUGGGACAGUGUUCUGUCGUCUCAGCAAAGAAUGGAGUCAGAGAAUAAUAAGUUAUGUUCCCUAUAUUCCUUCCGAAAUACCUCUACCUCACCACAUAAGCCUGACGAAGGGAGUCGGGACCGCGAGAUAAUGACCAGUGUUACUUUUGGAACCCCAGAACGCCGCAAAGGGAGCCUUGCCGAUGUGGUGGACACACUGAAACAGAAGAAGCUUGAGGAAAUGACUCGGACUGAACAAGAGGAUUCCUCCUGCAUGGAAAAACUACUUUCGAAAGAUUGGAAGGAAAAAAUGGAAAGAUUAAAUACCAGUGAACUUCUCGGAGAAAUUAAAGGUACACCUGAGAGCCUGGCAGAAAAAGAACGGCAGCUCUCUACCAUGAUUACCCAGCUGAUCAGUUUACGGGAGCAGCUCCUGGCAGCGCAUGAUGAACAGAAAAAACUGGCAGCCUCACAAAUUGAGAAACAACGGCAGCAAAUGGACCUUGCUCGCCAACAGCAAGAACAGAUUGCAAGACAACAGCAGCAACUUCUGCAACAGCAGCACAAAAUUAAUCUCCUGCAGCAACAGAUCCAGGUUCAGGGUCACAUGCCUCCGCUCAUGAUCCCAAUUUUUCCACAUGACCAGCGGACCCUGGCAGCAGCUGCUGCUGCCCAACAGGGAUUCCUCUUCCCCCCUGGAAUAACAUACAAACCAGGUGAUAACUACCCUGUACAGUUCAUUCCAUCAACAAUGGCAGCUGCUGCUGCUUCUGGACUCAGCCCUUUACAGCUCCAGAAAGGUCAUGUCUCCCACCCACAAAUUAACCCAAGGCUAAAGGGCCUAAGUGACCGUUUUGGCAGGAGUUUGGACACCUUUGAACAUGGUGGUGGCCACUCUUACAACCACAAACAGAUUGAGCAGCUCUAUGCCGCUCAGCUGGCCAGCAUGCAGGUGUCACCUGGAGCAAAGAUGCCAUCAACUCCACAGCCACCAAACACAGCAGGGGCAGUCUCACCUACUGGGAUAAAAAAUGAAAAGAGAGGGACCAGCCCUGUAACUCAAGUUAAGGAUGAAGCAGCAGCACAGCCGCUGAAUCUCUCAUCCCGACCCAAGACAGCUGAGCCUGUAAAGUCUCCAACAUCUCCCACCCAAAGCCUCUUUCCAGCCAGCAAAACCAGCCCUGUCAACCUGCCUAACAAAAGCAGCAUCCCCAGCCCCAUUGGAGGAAGCUUGGGAAGAGGAUCCUCUUUAGAUAUCCUGUCCAGUCUCAACUCCCCUGCCCUGUUUGGGGAUCAGGAUACGGUGAUGAAAGCUAUUCAGGAGGCUCGGAAGAUGCGCGAACAGAUCCAGCGGGAGCAACAGCAGCAACAGCCGCAUGGUGUUGAUGGGAAACUGUCUACCAUGAAUAAUAUGGGGCUGAACAACUGCAGGAAUGAAAAGGAAAGAACACGCUUUGAAAAUUUGGGGCCCCAGUUAACAGGAAAGUCAAGUGAAGAUGGAAAGCUGGGCCCAGGUGUCAUCGAUCUUACUCGGCCAGAAGAUGCAGAGGGAAGUAAAGCAAUGAAUGGCUCUGCAGCUAAACUACAGCAGUAUUAUUGUUGGCCAACAGGAGGUGCCACUGUGGCUGAAGCACGAGUCUACAGGGAUGCCCGUGGCCGGGCCAGCAGUGAGCCACACAUCAAGCGACCAAUGAAUGCAUUCAUGGUUUGGGCCAAGGAUGAGAGGAGGAAAAUCCUUCAGGCCUUUCCUGACAUGCAUAACUCCAACAUUAGCAAAAUCUUAGGGUCUCGCUGGAAAUCCAUGUCCAACCAAGAGAAGCAACCUUAUUAUGAGGAGCAGGCCCGGCUAAGCAAGAUCCACUUAGAGAAGUACCCGAACUAUAAAUACAAACCUCGACCGAAACGCACCUGCAUUGUUGAUGGCAAAAAGCUCCGGAUUGGGGAGUAUAAGCAACUGAUGAGAUCUCGGAGACAGGAGAUGAGGCAGUUCUUUACCGUGGGGCAGCAGCCUCAGAUUCCAAUCACCACAGGAACAGGUGUUGUGUAUCCUGGUGCUAUUACUAUGGCAACUACCACACCAUCACCUCAGAUGACAUCUGACUGCUCUAGCACCUCCGCCAGUCCAGAGCCCAGCCUCCCGGUCAUCCAGAGCACUUAUGGAAUGAAGACAGACGGCGGAAGCCUAGCUGGAAAUGAAAUGAUUAAUGGAGAGGAUGAGAUGGAAAUGUAUGACGACUAUGAAGAUGAUCCCAAAUCAGACUAUAGCAGUGAAAAUGAAGCCCCGGAAGCUGUCAGUGCCAACUGAGGAGUGUUUGUUUGCUGAAUUAAAAUACUCUGACAUUUCACCUCCCCUCCCCCAACAGAAAAGUUCUUAAAGAGCCCGCAUGCAUUUGUGGCUCCACAAUUACAUCAGCAGAAUGGUCUUAAUUGUUUCGUAAAGCGUGAGACAGAUUAAGUUUUCCCAGAUUUUUCAUGAACUUGAGUUUUUUGUCGUUAUUGUUAUUG